AGUUACCUCCCCUUGCUCACCGUGACACAUUUAAUCGAUCAGCGUCAAAGUGUGCUGCUGUCUUCAGUUAAAAUGCCUCUAAAUUUACCAGACAAAUUCCCCGUCAAAAAGGUCGAUAUUCACAAUUUCAUUGAUUCCCAUAUAACUGAAAUCAGGACUGGCAUUUAUUGCAUAGGAACAUUUGGAGUGUUUCUUUGUCUACGGAGCUUGAGGCCUUUUUCCAAAUUCUCUAAGGUGGAAGAAGUGCCAUUAAAGUUUAUCCAGAAGAAUGUGACACUCCAGGGAAGAGUGAAGAAAAUUGAAGAGAAAGGGAAGCUAUUGAUUGAUCAUGAACCAAUUGUCCGUCUGCUAUGGCAUCAAGACAAACCAUGCCUCCCCAUUCGGUUAGCAUUUCUAUCAAUAAGUCCACAGAGUAGACUUUGGUUAUUGAAGAAUGUAUUGGACAAACACAUUUGGUUCCAGCCAGUAAGAAUUUCAAAUGGAGGUCUAUCAAUUGAUUGCAUUGUGUACACAAAGGGUUUCCUAUGGAGAAAGGUGAAUAUCAAUGAGAAAAUGGUAAUGACUGGGACCAGCAAGCUUGAAGAGAACAUAAAUGUCUCUCUCAAUCCAAAACAGACCAAAUAUCUUGAAAAUCUUAUCAAGUUCGAAACACAAGCUGACAAGAAGGGUGUUGGAAUGUGGGCACGAGAAAAACAAUACACGGGUCUACUCAAAAUGCUUCACUAUUUUUUUGAAAAGACUAAAAACGGAUAUAAAUUUCUAACAAGCAAAGUUUCUCAAAAGCAGAGCUAAAACCA
This is a messenger RNA of Octopus bimaculoides (California two-spot octopus), 797 nucleotides long. Its product is annotated as mitochondrial inner membrane subdomain organizer 1. Lineage: Eukaryota; Metazoa; Mollusca; Cephalopoda; Octopoda; Octopodidae. The record is from RefSeq and is a predicted model, not a curated record.